UGAUGAACAAAUUAAACAACUUGAUAAUAAAGAAGUUGAAACCAUAUCAACCAUAAAAGAAAAAAAUUCAUAUUUCAAAGAAACCUUGAGUGAAUAUAACUUCUCUGAAGAUAUCAAGAAUGUCCCUACCCCUUAUAAUAAAAUGGCUUUGGAGGAGUUAGUAAAAAAUGUUCUUGGAGAAAUUGUUGAAAAGAAAGAGGCUGAACUUCAACUUCAUGUUGAACAAACAUUUACAGACUUGAACUUUAAAUGUGAUAAAACUUCUGUCCCAAGGCCUUCAGUGCUAGGUUCUCCUCCCCGAUUCAAUCCAAAGCUGCACCUUGUCACCAGUAAACCAAACACAAGUAACAACAGUUUAAAAUCUGAUAAGAGAACCAACACCCCGGCAAUAAAGACUAGAAGAGAGGGCUCUUCUACAUCCAGAAAAUCAGAAAACAAGAAAACUUAAUUGUAUAUUUAAGUGGCCUAAAUUUUAGAUUGUGGUACCUGGAAUAAUGUUAGAUGAGGCAUUUUAAAAAUACACAUAUACCUGUAUACUAUUUGUGUUUUAAUUAUACUUAUCGUUAUACUUAGGCACUUAUGUGUAGUUUGGAGUUAAAAAUUAAGGCCACCAUUUCUAAUUUUAAAUAAUAAGAUGAAAAGUUUAUUGGUUUAAUAAGUUUUGUUUUUAAAGAGUUUGAACCAUAUGUUAAAAAAUAUAUU
Molecule: messenger RNA, 702 nt
Organism: Physella acuta
Lineage: Eukaryota; Metazoa; Mollusca; Gastropoda; Physidae
Source: RefSeq, a predicted model, not a curated record